GCUCGGCAGCGAGCGAAGAGGCAGCAGCUAAUCCUUCUAGCGAUGAUUUUCCUCUUGCAGCAUUUCUUCUUGCUGGCCAUAGACUUACUACUCGCGACGACCCUUUCCUGCCUCUUUUAUGCCUUUGUAUGCAUUUCCAUCACAUUUUUGACCUGCUUCGUUAUCAUCUUCUCCUUCGGCAUUGUGGAGAGGAAUAUUGAUGUGAAAGGGAGAGCGAUUGUGAUUCUUGUGUCCAACAACUCCAUUGGGAGGAUGUUUGCAAGGAACCUGGAUAAAGCAGGUUUUAGGGUGUCUGCUGCACACUGGCCUCCUCGAGAGGAGGGGACAGCUGCGGAAGAAGAGGGCUCUUCAAACAUGGAGGUAGCCCAGCUCCACAUGACUGAAGACGAGUAUCAGAAGACAAUGAAAACCUUCAUAGAAAGCCACUUAUCCCUGAAAGGCUCUGCAGAAGGAGGACAUUUGGGAAGUCAGAGCAUGCACCACCACGAAGCCUCCCCUACUGCAGACACCCUUCAAAGAGGCGAAGCAUCCAGCAGACCAGAAGUGCCUGUGGUCAGAUCCUGCGGGACUCUGCAUGGCCCAGGAUACAUCCCCCCACUCACUAGCAGCCCGCAUGCUCCAGGAACAGGCGCCCUGCACACCAACAGUGGGUUUCAGACCAAACGCUCAGCUGCCUGCAUCAGCAUUUAAGCUAAUUCACACUAGUAAAAUUAUUCUGGUAAAACUUACCUGUGUGGACAAGGCCUAAAAGCUCCCAAAGCUGAGUAUCAGCAUAUUCCUGCUCUGGAAACAAACAAGGGAGACUGUCUUAACCAGUAAUGCUCCGUGGGAGCUGGUGAUUUCCGUGGCUUUUGUAAUUAAAUAAGGAUCUAGCCCAGUGAUGUCUUUUUUGCUUUUGAGUAUUUUGAUCACUGUGCUAGCUAAAGGCUUUUGAAGGUUGCUUUUUUUUUUUUGUCAGGGCACUCUAUUGUAAGGUCUGUGAGGUUUUACAUUUAGGAUCUCCUGCAUAGUAUUCUCAUCACCGAUGGGGAUGUUCAAAUGCAUUUCCCUAGCGCUGACCCAAUUGCAUGGCAGAUCAAAGCACUGCGUCAGGAAGGGGGGUGCGGGAAGAAAAGAAAACCCCAAACCUCACAGUUUUCUUGGAUUUCUUUGUUAAGAGUGUCGAGUGAGUGCUGGUAUGUAUUUCACAAGAUUUGCUGUAAUAUUUUGGCAUGGGUUGGGUGAAUGGGAACACCCGCCACCAGCUGACUGCUAAUAAAACCAUUUAAACCAAAUCCAAAGACUACAUUGGUAGGUGCCCACAUGCAAUUUGGUCAGCAGGAUGUGGACAAGGAGAAGAAAAGAGAGUUUGUGCUAUAGGGAUGAGACAUGGCAGAACCACUAUACAAAUUUCUCCAUUUAAAAAUUUCUCUUAUGCACUUUUAUAUGUAUGCAAUUCUUGGUUUCCAAAGAAAGGAACUCCUGCGGUAGUUUUUAUAAAUUUUUUUUAGUAACUUGUGCCAUAGGAGAUUUUUACUGUUAUAUCUUUGCUAGUGUAAGUAAAAAGAUGCUUGUUUGCUAUAAACACAGCCUUCGAAAUGCAUCCUAAAUGCCUUUCAAAAGUAACACAACGAAGACAGAACUCCCUAAUCACAGUUCCUUCUAGAACUGAAAGACUUAUGACAACUA
Chroicocephalus ridibundus (black-headed gull) is the source of this 1668-nucleotide messenger RNA. RefSeq lists its product as uncharacterized. The record is from RefSeq and is a predicted model, not a curated record. Bases 43 to 690 code for a protein of 215 amino acids. NCBI's taxonomy places the organism in Eukaryota, Metazoa, Chordata, Aves, Charadriiformes, Laridae. The transcript has 3 exons.